Molecule: messenger RNA, 1093 nt
Organism: Populus trichocarpa (black cottonwood)
Lineage: Eukaryota; Viridiplantae; Streptophyta; Magnoliopsida; Malpighiales; Salicaceae
Product: protein MKS1
Exons: 1
Coding region: 125-742 (205 amino acids)
Cellular component (GO): nucleus
Source: RefSeq, a predicted model, not a curated record
UUCAAGCUUUCAACUCAAAUCAAACCAUUUUUUCCACAAUAACAAAAUAAUUGCCCUAAACUUGGGUCAUCCAGACCACUUCCACUUCAUAUUUUUUUUCUCCAUCCGCCAUUCAUCCUCCAUCAUGGACCCUUACCGCUAUCCCACCACCGGCAAACCACCACCACCACCACCUAAAAAACAACUCCAAAUCCAAGGCCCUAGACCUUCAGCACUAAAACUAAACCAAGACUCUCACAAAAUCAAGAAACCACCUCCCCCUCCUCCAAAGCAACCUGUCGUCAUCUAUGCAGUCUCUCCAAAGACCAUCCACACGGAGGAAUCCAACUUCAUGGCCGUCGUCCAACGGUUAACAGGUCUCUCCUCCGGUGACUUCUUCCACGAUGGGUCUGUUUCUCCAGCUGCAAGACUUGCUGCCACUGAGAAAGCAAGUCCAAGAGAAUUAACAAGACCAAGUAACACUCAAGAUAGUAGUGAUGACGAUCUCAUGGAGAUGCUUAAAGAAGUGGGUGCUGGUCAGAUUCCAGGGAUCUUGUCACCGGCACCGGCGAUGUUACCGCCAGUACCAACUGGGUUUUUCUCUCCAGCGUCAACGGAUGCAAAUUCGCAGUCUUUCUUGAAUGAUAAUUUUAAUAUGAGUCCAUUCUUCAUGGCCAGUCCUUCAGGUUUAUUUCCAGGUCCUAGUAUAGUUUCUCCUUUACAUUCUCCUGAUAUUUUUAGCAGCCUGUUCAUGGAUUUCUAGACAAGAAAAAGAAAGAUUGUGAAGAUUUCAGGGUUAGUUUUAGAUUGGGUUCUUGUUUUGACCAAGACAAGAAGGGGCGGUUGGAUUACUUGUAUUGACUGACUUUUUGGCUAGAAGAAGAAAGAUUUAAUAUUAGGGUUUGGAAAAUUAAUUGUAGAUUUUGUUAGUGAUUUGAGGAUUUUGUUAGGUUAAUUGCAACUUAUAAUUGUAGCAAAUUUUGGAGAUAUUUAUUUCUACAUCCUCGAUGGCUAUAGAGCAUUCAACGGGGGUUUAUUGCUCUGGUGGGUUAUUGUGUAAUGAACUCUUUUGGCCCACGCCUCCUUUCUCUUUUACGAGAAAAUAGUUAUUUUA